This is a messenger RNA of Ictalurus furcatus (blue catfish), 3376 nucleotides long. RefSeq names its product ankyrin repeat and SOCS box protein 2-like. The coding region runs from base 391 to 2061 and encodes 556 amino acids. Gene Ontology annotation, biological process: intracellular signal transduction. NCBI's taxonomy places the organism in Eukaryota, Metazoa, Chordata, Actinopteri, Siluriformes, Ictaluridae. Gene Ontology annotation, molecular function: protein binding. Gene Ontology annotation, cellular component: cytoplasm. The transcript has 9 exons. The record is from RefSeq and is a predicted model, not a curated record.
CAGUUAGUAAAUAAAGUUCAGUACUCUUCUGGGUGUGUGCAGAGUGUCUGAUGAGUGUAAAGACAUGAUGGAGUUAUUUAUAGGGGCCUAUAAAAGUCUCUCAUGUUCAGCGGAGUCCGAUGGCAUGUUGUGUGUAAACAUGAACCGCGCUGGGGUUCGGGGUGCCGACUGUUCCCCUGCUCCGUCUCUCACGGGCGAGAACAUCCGAGUCAUCAUUUUGUGUGUCACUGAAACCUUGAGGAAAAUAUUCCAUAAUUAUGUACGUGGGCCGGCGGUGCAGUGAGUUCAGGGGCAAAGGCACAACAAAACUGCAGCACAGGACCGCAGGUGGUGUCCGAACAGCAAGCCAGAAAACCCCCUCCAGCUUAUGGAUGAUAUCUGCACAGGAUCAUGUGCACUAACAGCAUCAGGAACCAGGAGUGUGUGACAUGGCGAACUCUUAACGGCCUCCGUCUCGUCGCCCUCACGCCUGCUGAGGAUGAGGAUCAGCUGCUGUCGGCCGUGUGGAGCGGAGACGUGAGGAAAGUGAGGAAUAUUCUGAUGCGUGAGAAAACUCCGAGGGAUCUCCUGACGGCAGACGCAGAAGGCUGGACUGCGAUACACGAGGCGGGUUAUUACGGCCAAGCGGAGUGCCUGAAGCUGCUGCUUACAGCUGUCCCUGAGAUGAUUAACACUCGAACCCAGAAACACCAGACUCCUCUCAUUCUCGCUGUGUCCCGGGAGCACUUCCUGUGUGUGCAGUAUCUUCUGGAGAAAGGGGCGAACCCCGGAAUUCCCACCAUAACCAACGAGACGCCUCUCUAUGAAGCGUGUGCCACGCGUAACGCUCGGAUGGUGCGUCUCCUGGUGAGAAACGGAGCAGAUGUCAAUCAGAAAUGUUUGGAUGGAUGGACGGCUCUGCACGAGGCAGUGUCGCAGAACCACGUGGAGAUCUGUGAGGUUUUAGUGGAGCACGGAGCUGAGAUCAGCUCUCGCAACAUCUACGGAGUCACGCCGCUGUUCCUCGCUGCGCAGUGCGGAUGCCUGGAGCCGCUCAGGUUUCUCAUCCGAAAGGGUGCUGAUGUCAACAGCGAGGCGAAAGACGGAGCCACGCCGUUGUACGAGGCCUGCAGGAACGAUCACUCAGACGUCGUCGGGUUUCUCCUGUCUCACAGCGUCGAUGCUAACAGACCCGGAAAGGACGGACUUUUACCUCUUCACAUUGCAGCGAAACACGGGAACGACGGGAUCGUCUCCAAACUGAUCCCGAUCACGAGCAUGACCGAAAUCCAGCGCAGCGGCAUCAGUCCUGUGCAUCUCUCGGCCGAGAGCAAUGAAGACCAAGCCCUGGAGAUCCUGAUCCACGCUGGCUUUGAUGUCAACUUCCUGCUGGCUCCAGAACGCUCCUGUAUGUAUGAAGACCGUCGCGUGUCACCUCUGUACUUUGCUGUAGAUAACAGGAACCUGGAGGCUGCCAGCAUGCUUCUCGACGCCGGCGCUGAUCCAAACCUGGACCCGUUCAACGUCCUGCUGCUGGCCGUGAGGCACGGUCACGUACACAUGGCCACCUUACUCCUGGAGCAUGGAGCUAACGUUAACGCUUCCCUUCCUACACAGCCCAGCACGUUCCCUGCCUGCGUCAUGCUCGGCGUGAGGAACAUCGCCAUGAUGAAAUGCCUGAUGGACCACGGCUGUGAUGCCGUAGCGUGUUUUCGGUGUGAAUAUGGAGCCGAGGAUCAUCCGACGUACACCAGGAGCGAGCUGGAGACACGUCCGUGUUUGCAGUUCUGUGAGAUGAUCUCAGCUCGGUCGGUGUGUCACUGCACAGGACCAGUCGUUAACCUGCUCCUGGAUUACGUCAUUCAUGUAAAACUCUGUUCCAGACUCAAGAAACUGCUGGAAAGUGAUGAUUCCUGGAUGCAUGUCAAAGACAAAACAAUGCUUCCUCAGAGUCUAAUGCACCUGUGCAGAGUGAGAAUCCGACAGUUCGUGGGAAUAAAAAGACUGAAGUGUAUCAGGAACCUUCCAGGAAGAUUAAUCAGGUUCCUCAACCACGAUGUGCAAUGUGAAGAUAUACUUUAAACUCCUGCAUGUAUCGCAUUGCUUCUUAUUUUUGCAGCAAAUCCCAGCAGUCUUCAUUGUUACAUAAUAUGCUGCUUCCGUUAUUGUCAUACAAACACUGUGCUAGAAGACUCAUGUUUGGGAAACUAAAAUGUUUAUUGUACUGAGCUGAUAAUGUAGAAGUCAUAAAAUAAACCCAUAACAAAUUGUGUAGUAAAAUAAAUAGGGUGGCUAAAACUUUUGCACAGUACUAUGUAAUAUAUAUAUAGGAUGUAGACAAUGAGAACCUGAUUAAACAAAUGAGACAAAAAUAUUACACUUGGUCAUUUAUUUAUUGAGGAAAAUGAUUACAUAUCUGUGAGGGUAAAAGUAUGUGCACCCUUUCUUUCAGUAUGUGGUGUGAGCUCCUUGUGCAGUAAUAACUGCAGAUAAACGUUUGGGGUAAGUGUUGAUCAGUCCUGCACAUCGGCUCGGAGGAGUUUUAUCCCGUUCCUCAGUACAGAACAGCUUCAACUCUGGGAUGUUGGUGGGUUUCCUCACAUGAACUGCUCGCUUCAGGUUCUUCCACAACAUUUCUACUGGAUUAAGAUCAGGACGUUGACUCGGCCGUUCCAAAACAUUCACUUUAUUCUUCUUUAAACGUUCUUUAGUAGAACGACUCGUGUGUGUUUAGGAUCGUUGUCUUGCUGCAUGACCCGCUUUCUCUUCAGAUUCAGAUCAUGGACAGAUGUCCUGAUAUUUCCCUUCAGAGUUCACUGGAAUAAUUCAGAAUUCAUUGUUCCAUCAGUGAUGGUGAGUCGUCCUGGUCCAGAUGCAGCAAAACAGGUCCAAACCCUGACACUACCACCACCAUGUUUCACAGAUGGGAGAAGGUUCUUAUGCUGGAAUGCAGUGUUUUCCUUUCUCCAAACAUCACGCUUCUCAUUUAAACCAAAAGUUCUAUUUUGGUCUCCUCCAUCCACAAAACAUUUUUCCAUUAGACUUCUGGUUUGUCCACGUGAUCUUUAUCAAACUGCAGAGGGGCAGCAAUGUUCUUUUUGGAGAUCAGUGGGUUUCUCCUCGCAGUCCUGCCAUGCACACCGUUGUUGUUCAGUGUUCUCCUGAUGGUGGACUCAGGAACAUUAACAUUAGCUGAUGUGAGAGAGAACUUUAGUUGUGUAGAAGUUCCCCUGGGUUCCUGUGUGACUCACAGAUAUGUAAUAUUGGACCAUUUUCCUCAAUAAAUAAAUGACCAAGUAUAAUAUUUUUUGUCUCAUUUGUUUACUUGGGUUCUCGUUGUCUACUUUUAGAACUUGUGUGAAAAUCUGAUUUAGGUCAUAUUUAUGCAGAUAUAUUA